AUGGAGUCUGAUAAGGGUAUGUUUUUGGCUGCUCUUGAUACCGUUAGGUCUGCUGCUCUAACUCCCACUGAGCACUUGCUGUUGGAACGGUUCUUGGAUCUGGCUGAAGACCCAGAGUGUGCAGCUAGAUACCUGCUGCAAAAGGUGAAAGAGAACCCAAACCGCAGUGUUGAGGCAAGCCUUGGGGAAGUCAAGGAGGACUGGAGACAGCUUGUUACUAAAUCUACAAAACGUGAGGCGAUACCAUUGCCGUUGCAAUGUCUCCUCAAACGCCGGGAUGUGCAGAAUUGCUGCUGUAUGGUAAACCAUCGCGAACGCCUAGAUGUAAAUGCAACGUUUGAUGUCGAACCCACAUGGAUUAUACCCCCUUCCACUUUUGAUGACAAUGAGCUGGCAUACGAGAGUCCGCUCUCCUCACUCUUGGAAGCCUUCUUAACUCCCGACAAAGUACGCUGGCUACGGGACAUGCUUGAAGGUUGUACCGAGCAAAAAAAUGCACUGAAAAACCUUUUGCUCCUAUCACCAUCGGUCCAGUCCGCUUUCCGAGAUGGCCAUAUAGAGAUCACUAGAGGGUCAGAAUGCACCGACCUUACUCUUAGCAAUGGAGAUCCGUUGAAUGGCAAUGUUCAUAUGUUUAAAAUUUUCACUCAGGAUCCCUCCUUAUACCCUUUACCUAGUGAGGAAUUACUCCGGAUACACUCCAAGAUCGCUACUGCGUUGCACCUUUUCUUUGUCGAGGAACGCAUUUCCAUCGGUUGGCCACGAUCACCUUACAUUUCACUGAGCAAAACGGCCUGCCAAUAUAUCCGCAGAUGCUGGCAUUUUGUGCCCAAACCGAUACGCGUUCGGUGUUACCUUCUUUUACUGAAGGUCAAUGAACGUCUGUAUCCGCAUCAGGCGUCGGCGUUGGCACAGCAACUUCCACUCGGGCUAUACAUGAAGCAAUGUUACCGGACUCGAUACAAUGAAGGAAUGGCCCUUCAGAUCGUUGAACAGCGUACAUCAAUACAUGCACCCCUAUACGUUGACACAUUCGAGCAUGAGGGCAAGUUAAUGCUGGUAAUGACUUGGAUUAAAGGCAAUCAAUUGAAUGAGGUAUUCCACCGGUUAUCAUAUCAGGAACGCGCGCAACUUUCAGCAGACUUGUGUUCAGCUAUCAAACAGCUUCGAACGAUCCCAAAUAACACCUCUCAUCGCUUUGCGAAUGUUCUGGGUGGCCCACUUCUAGAUGUUCGCAUACCAGACCAACCCGACGUGGCCUAUGGCCCCUUUAACAAAGUGACUGAUUUCCACAACUCGCUUAUACACACGCACAUCGCGUCCAGCACGGAAGAGGCGGUAGCUCCCAUCUAUUCCAGAAAGUACCGCUCGUUCUUCUCCCAUGCUGAUUUAAAUCCUUAUAAUAUCAUGAUUGACCGGGGGAAGCUGUCCGGUAUCGUGGACUGGGAAUGUGCCGGCUAUUAUCCCGAAUACUGGGAAUUUACCAAGGGGAUAUACUGUGUGGAAAACAGUCCGGAGAGGGAAAAGAUCAUACGAGAUGCUUUUCCAGAUGAUAAUUACGAUGAAGAACUUGCGGCUGAGAAGCUGUUAUGGAAAGAAACGCCUCCGUGGGUCUAG
Molecule: messenger RNA, 1617 nt
Organism: Nannizzia gypsea CBS 118893
Lineage: Eukaryota; Fungi; Ascomycota; Eurotiomycetes; Onygenales; Arthrodermataceae
Product: serine/threonine protein kinase
Exons: 5
Coding region: 1-1617 (538 amino acids)
Source: RefSeq, a predicted model, not a curated record